Molecule: messenger RNA, 11125 nt
Organism: Anopheles funestus (African malaria mosquito)
Lineage: Eukaryota; Metazoa; Arthropoda; Insecta; Diptera; Culicidae
Product: forkhead box protein K2-like
Exons: 1
Coding region: 3692-4927 (411 amino acids)
Biological process (GO): regulation of transcription by RNA polymerase II
Molecular function (GO): RNA polymerase II cis-regulatory region sequence-specific DNA binding; protein binding; DNA-binding transcription factor activity, RNA polymerase II-specific
Source: RefSeq, a predicted model, not a curated record
GUGGAAGACAAGCGGAGCACAAUCAAGAUUAGAACUCCAACUGUCGAAUUUGUAAAGAAGAGUUACAUCAAUUGGAUUAAUUUGCCGUUCUUUUGGCUAAUUUUAAAAUAGCUUUUGUAGUGUCAUUUGCAUAACUUUAGGCGUUACAUGAUUAAAAUGUUAAUUCGGUUUAACAUCGAAAUUAUUAUUUGUUUCAUAUAUUCCAUACUGCACGAUUCUUCUCCAAAAUCAGCCCACUUUAAACAAUUCAUCCCAAAUCAAAUCAAUCAUCACUUACGAAGCAAAUCAAAUGUUGUAGUACAUCGAUUUAUCAAAAAGCUGAUGAGAAGUAACAAAACAGACCAUGAACCGUUUGUCUAUUUUUCAAUUUGAUCCUCCUACAAAAGCCUAAGGCUCACAAGUCAGGAUGAUAUCCCCACGCUUCGGUGUUUUUGCCGAAACUUUUGCUUACAAAAAUUUUCCCCCCGUGUCCCGUCCGUUUCCCUUUCGGAGCCAAAUUGGAGUUUUAUCAGCCUGUUGAUGACAUUUAUCAGCAAAUUUUCACACAGUUCACUAAUUUCACUCUCAACAACAAUAACAGCAAACGGCACCCGUGUUGGCCGGUACACGUAUAAAGUUAUUCCUACACGCAUACCCCAAAGGAAAACUCGAGAGAAAAACAUCCGUGAAAAAGUUCCCUUUUUCAGUGAUCCCAUCCUCUGCCUGCUGUAGCCGAUAGGUCCAUUGGGAAUAAUAGAAGCUUCACCGGGAUGACUGUACAGUGGGAAAUUGGUGACGCUCAUACCUUCGGUUUUUGCCGUGGCCGAUUGUCAAUGUCCCCAGACUGGUUGGGAAGGAAAAUGCAAACAUAUUUCCUCACCUCUCCUGAUCACACAGAGUACGCCUUUCCGAAAUGCUCAUAAACACAUCCUUUUUCCUCGUUUCGCUUAUCCACCGCCACGUGCUUGUCCACCUAAAUACCAAUACGGGAGAUGAAAAGCACGGGAUGAAAAACCAAAUCAAGCGCACCAAAUUGGUACCCUUUUCAAAAUGGUAAAACUUUUCUAAUUCUCUCGAACCAAUUUCUCGAAUUCGACACGGGCACACCACCGUUUGCCUGCAACGGAUCGGUUUGAGCGGGUGGGGGCCGUUGGUUGACUUUCAGCCUUUCGUAUGUCUGGUCUGGUCUUCAGGAAGAUCCAUCCUAUUGAGUGCCUUGUAUCGCGCGCACAAGAUACCUUUUUCUUUUUUCUCCUCCUUCCCGGCUUUGGCCAACGAUCAGACCCAGCGCUCUGCUGAACUGGUGAAGCGUAAACGGAAAAGGAUCUGUUAAGGGUUUAUUGUAGUAGCGCUAGAUAUACCAAUGGGAUGCGAUAUUGCCACGAAUGUCAUAACGACGAACAUCUUGCCUUUUGCUAAUAAACUGAUAAAUGCCAUUGAAAUUCGAAUUGAGCUUUGGUAUGGGAUGCGAAUUUCUUGGAUCUUAUUAUCCUUUUUUUCUCUAUAUUGUGUGUGUGUGUGUGUUUAUGCGUGCGUCUUUCCGGUCUGAUCUGCUGUGACACCUUCGCCCUUCUAGGUCGCUUCAUCCAGACUAUCAGGUUCGUUAAUACACUUUAAAAAUCGUUUUCAUUCUUCAUGGAAGUGAUAAUAUUAUUAUAUAUCUAUUUUCUGGAGGUAUUGCAUACUCACAUGAUCAGGUUCUAACUAUUGCAAAUGCAAUAAAAAAAAAUCAAACGCUGCUCAACUGGUAACAAAAAUGUGCUCCACAAACUUUUACUAUCUCACAUCACUUGUCAUACAGCAGCGAAACGGAUUUAUCAACUUCAUUACUGAAGCUUUUACGAAUCACAGGACACAAGGGUGCGAAAGAAGGAUGGCAAAAAAAAGUAUUGACUUCGUUUCCGUUUCCCUUGGCGCGACACGUCAAACGGUUUCCUUCGACGAACUUCCUGCGGUUCGUACCGGAAAUAAGUACAAGCGCUCCAGGACUGGUAGUGCAUGACCUUUGUCGAAGCGAAAUCAACAUAAACCUUUCAAAGGCGGAACCAGAACCGAUUUACCUUCUACCCUGCCCUGCCUGCCCUGGGAACCCGCCGUAAAGGGAUCAAGAUUGCGUGUUGACGUACGUCAAAGGGGGGUCCUACAUAGCGUGUAUUUCACGCUGCGGGCUUCCAAUGGUGACAGGAGCAAUAGUAGUGCGCACGACAUAAACAUACCGUCGAAGGAGUCGACACAACAGCAACGAAAAAAAAAACUAACACCGGCACGCAGGUUGACGAUUGAUGCGUCCUUAGUAAGCCUUGUGAUAUUUCGUUUCUUUUCGCCUUUCUUAUGCUGUCAACGCCUACUAGUAGAUGCCGGUGCACCAUCUCCACUAGGAACGAAAAUUCUAUUCCCAUUUUCCCGAUUCACUGUUCCGUUUGCCUAUUUAUCAUUUUAUGAUUGAAUAUAUUCAAUAAAUUGCUUCGCACGUAAAAAAAGGACAACUCCCUGAGAAAUGUGUGCUACCGAGAGUGAACUGAUGCAUGGCUCACUAUUCCCGGAAUGCCUUUUUUAUUGAACUAACGAGGAAGGAGGCCUUCAUUACUCCUGGACCUGGACGUAGCAGCUCAAACAUGCCAUCAUUGGUAUGAAAAUAAUUUCUAACCUAUACUAGACAAACGCGUAUAACUCGUGGUCUUAGGGGUGACCAUUACAUUCUGCCCUAGAAUCAAAGCUCUUUUCCUAUCUCGAUAGUGACGUAAAUGUAUCCAACAGUUUCCUAUCAGCCAGCGAUAAAAAUGACUCCGGAAUCCGGACUAGAAGAAAGGGAGAAUGAGAAAAAAAGGCUAACUUUGUCCAGCAUAAAUUUAUCCCGACCACGCGUCAAGUUCCCGGUGCUACUACGAUUGGACUGACACUGAUUUUAUGGGACGAUAAAAAGCCUGACCAUCUCAACCGUACUGACUUCACCUCAUCUUGAUAAGAGUUGAAACCAGCGCUAAUGCGCCGAGCAAAUGGGUUCUUCAAAUUAUCUCUCGAAAUGUCACGGCCACGGCACCUCGGCAGCCGGUAAUAUCCGGCGAUGUCGAUAAAGUUGGGAAAUAGUUUCCGACGGGUGGUCAAUAUUCUACCGGUUUUUUUUGUCUCAUUUCGAUUGACACUAUCUGAUGAAUCCUGACGUAACGGUCAUAAAUGGAGAGAAAAUAGUUUCCUAAUGCUUCGAUUGGUAGAUGCUGUUUGAAUCGUUUUAGGAGAGGGAAUGUUUUAAUUAAACAUUCAUUCGGUACAGUGUUAUGGCUGCUUUUUUCCGGGAAAGGAAGACUGGCACGUGAUAUUUUAGUCCACGCUAAUUAAAAAUAUUCCAAGAACUUUUCAAUAUUUCUUUCGUUCAAUGUCUAGCUCUUCAUUUCUUAGUAUUAGUAUCAACAGAUGAAUGAAAUCCGUACGGAUCAAAUCUUGUUGGAAUUUUCCAAUGAAUGUUCCACGUGCGAUGACACCACUACCAAACACAUACACACAGCCACACAAUGCAACACGAAACUGUCAAAAGUUUUGCCGCGAACUGUCAACGCAGUUAUUGCAAGCAUUAGUUUUCGGUGCACGCAACUUUUUUCUUGUGCAAGGCGACUAGCAGUGAAGUUACUGUAUUUCCAUACAAAUUGUUGUUUGUUUGAAGUAAAAUACUGUCUGCAAAAAGGUAUUUGUUGAAGAGUCUGGAAUUUGUGCAUGGAUGUAUAUUAAUUGUGUUCUUGUGUCCAAAUCCGUAAUCGUAGAUUGUGUUGCGUGCUGCUCAAAUAGGGGCGGGAGAAAAACUGAAAUGGAAACGACGGAACAAUCGACACAAACAUAUCCAUUCUUCGACGAUCCUACCGAGUUGGACGUGGUACCGCCCAAUUGUUUUAAUUUCAUCGCGUAUCUACUCGGCGAAUCCAACAUUUUGCUGAUCACCCAACACAAAGUGGUCGUUGGACGUUUAAGACCUACAUCAGCUGUAGAUUUCCCGGUCUCCACGAAGAAGCAGAUCUCUCGUCAACAUUUCACUAUCGAGUACUGCAAUGAUGAGUUUUUGUUGGGUUGUUUGAGCAAGAAUGGCAUUUUUAUCAACGACAGAUUUUUAAGAAAGAGUGCCAUUUCGUACUACUUACCAAAAUCGUGCUACAUUCGCUUUCCCGCCACCAACGUUAAGGUGUAUUUUAACAGUCUCAUCGGAACGAAACCGCACAUCGGUGCGGUGGUGCAUCGUGACAUGCUGAAGGCUUUUGCAGUUCACUUGAUGAAAAACAUACCUGAAGCCGUUUUAGGUUUGUUAAAGAUUAACGUCCAGAACACGCUGAAUAUCAUGCAGUGUCAUACAGUCACUACCGAUACACUAGCAAUGAACAUGCAGCCGGAAUCGGUACCAAUGCCCGAUUUGCCCACCGAACGGGAUGGCGUAAAACUGGAAGAAGCAAAUGAAUCGACAGUUGACGAUGGUGUACAACAAACGGUUUCCGAGAUCCCGUUCCGCCACGAUAGAAAACCACCAUACAGCUACUCAAGACUUAUCGUUCAAGCCAUUCUCGCGUCACCGCUGCAACAGUUGACGCUUUCGGAAAUUUACACCUUCCUAAAGGAUAAGUAUCCUUUCUUCCGGAACCAUUCACGGAACGGUUGGAAGAACUCGAUUCGGCACAAUUUGAGCUUGAAUCGAUUCUUCGUUAAGGUGCCGCGUCCAUUUGCUACAGCCGGUAAAGGAAGUUACUGGCGGAUUGAUGCAACUAUUUACAGCAAAACGAUGGAAAAUCGUUGCCAAGGGUGGAAAAAACGUCAGUCGUUGAAUCGUGAUAUUUACUGCACGGCAUCAGCCAUACCGCUUCCUCCUCCUAAUACUACGGAGUCAGCUCAACCGAUAGAUGCACAACAUCCGUCUACAUCCGUACCAGAUUCACCGAACAACACAAAACCAUGUUUGGAUGGUUCGAGUUAAACGGAAUAUUGUACAAUACAACGUCAGUUGAAAUUGUUUGUUUAUAUAGAUAAGUUCGGGUCACUACCGUUUGUAAAUCCGUUCAUGCAAAUGAUUGGUAAAUGAAUGAUAAGUUUGCGCGCUUUCAUUCCAUUCAACCCUAUUGUACAAAAGCACUUAAAAAUUAAAUAAUAAAAUGUGCCGUUUUCCGGUAAAUGUUUCGGUUCGUUCUCCGUUCAAACAAAAUGCAAACUUUUAAAAAUAUUUUCCAUUAUUAUUCCACCCGCAAACCCGAUAUAUUCGCAUUGCAUUUCUUACGAAAAAAUAUGUUCCAUUCACUUUAAUUGAAUUCCACCGAACGCCAAAGCACCAGCCAACAUGCUGCUUAACAGAUUAAAACCGAUUGUGCACGGUUCACUUUCAUUCGCAUGUUCGAGCGAAUAUAAGCGGGCCCCCAAAACGCAACACGGAACCUUAUUCUACCGACCGUUAAGCAAAACAAAUUCAAACGCAAACAAUUUCCCAUUUUCCCACAUCCUUCGGUUACGCUGCUGCUGCGAAUUCGAUUCGCAAUUACACCCGGAUUCCAUAUUGGAAGUUACGCUGUGUAAACUUCGACCGUACGUAAACCUAUGCCCGGGUGAUGAUGUGGGGGCGUGUGAAGAGUGGGAGCAAGAUGCACACCGUGCUAGCUUUCAAUUUUCACCAUAAAUCCUCCCAUCCAAAAACGCACCGAAAGAGCUUACACAAGAUCAGCAUAAUUUAACGAACGGCCCCUUUUCCCGGGAAAAGCGAUCUUCAGAGAUCGAGUUGCUGGUGAUGCUACCCGCUCGGGGAUGGGCAAAGAUUGUGUUUACACAAGUUUUGUUCUUGAAUCAUCAUCUUCGCUUUUCUUGCACCGGAUGGAAGGAAGCGGACUAAGGACUGUGGUGUAAAUGUGUGUGCAGUGUACGCAAGACACAUUUGCCAAUGCUAACAUACAAUGGACAACAAUAACAAUGGCGGCCCAUCCGCGUUACCAACGGGAUAUACCGGGAAAGUGCCAAUCAAUAAGCACAUCAUCGGGAGGCGGACUGGCGAAAGGAUCUUCAAGUUUGAAAGGUUUCUACCAUAAUCAUCUUCCAACAUAAACUUGUUGGUAUUUCUUUUUUUUCCUGUGUUGUUUCGCUAUCUCUCCUACGCUUUGCAUCUUAUACAUUUGAUAACAUAACAAAGUUUCCCACCCCGUACGGGUGGAAGUGUUUCAGUAUCCAUAACCGAUCCGUUUUUGCGGAGGUUGGAAGAACCAUUUUGCUUCUUACUUGCCUUGUUUAGAUAUCUUAUCGCAGCACCACUUUCACAGCCGGCACGGAAACAGAUUAUUUAUUUACUUUUCAUUGCGUAAGGCUUCCAAACACUUAGUCUCCCGUUGCCGUUCCCGGCAAGCGAUCCCGAUCAAGUGGGGAGGGCUGAUAUGUUUCGAGCAAACUGAUUCAUUGGCGCAGUGCGUCGGUGCGUUUGUUUGCGUUAGCGUGUGUUACCGCAUCGGACGCCAGAGUUCUGGGCGUGCAUACCGUGCACAACACCUUCCCAGGAAUGGGCGCAACAACAACUUGUCAACAACAGCAGCACGCAAUUGUUACGCUUUUUUGCGAAAUAUCACCAAGAAUCUCCAAGAACCGUGUGAUGGCAAGUGUCUGCUGGUGGCUGGGGGACACUGAAGCAAUAGCAAUUUUCUCGCCAUCACCGAAGAUGUACUUUACGGGUUGUGUUCCGGGAUGCGUCGUCCUGCUCAAUCCUGCCGGGGCAGGAUUUACUGAACAACCUUAACCUGAAUUGACCAAAGCCGUCACACAUGUACGAGACUAGACGGAGGAUUGUUUUUUUUCGUUCUUUCUUUUUUUUACUGCUUUCAUAUGUCCAAUGCGAAGAAUCGGAUUGGAUCUUGAUUGAAAAUGUUCUCAAUUUUCCGGCUUCCCUGUUGCUCCGUUUGGGUCCCCACUCCCACCCGCUUUGCUCGUUUGUUGCCAUCUAUUUAUUCGCUCGACUAUGAUUAGAUCUUCUUUUAUUGGUUUUAUCUCUGUAUGGGAAAAUGAAAGCUUGCUUCCAGUGGAGGCAACUUUCGAACAGAUAAGAUGGAUUUAAAAGACUCACAAACGCAUCAUGAGGAAUAACACAAAAAAGGACUACAAAUGGAAGCAGUAAGCAAUGAAGCGGAGUCUAUUUCCGGAAGGCCUACCUUUUACCUUCAACAUGUUACGAAAAACCCCAUGGUCCGAUAUGUCCUCCCCGGGGUGAUGGGUUGCUCAAAUGCAAAACUAAUACAACAAAAAGUGGAGAAAAAUAUGGCCAACCUGGCAGGAGCCAAUAUAUCUUCGAACCAUUUAGUCAAUUGCGAUUAAAGCCAUUAACAGGCGGCAAUUGCAUUGCUGUUGCGUAAACGGUAACAUUUCUUACGGUUCAGCUAAUGUUAGCUCCAGCAUGAAACUGGAAGGACAUAAAAAGGCUUACACAAAGCUCCACAAAGCGUUGUUGCGAACGUUAAAUUUAAACAGCAAUUCGAACCGGUCUCUGUGCCCUCCUAUCUUAAUCAAACAGUAACUCUGCGAAAAUUGCCAUCUUGUGUCGUUUAUUAAUCUUCUGCUUGUAAAUGGACGACAGCACGGGAUGUAAUGGAACGAAUGAAUGCCAAACAUACCACCAAGGCUCCUCACCCGAUGGAAAUGCGUUCGUUUGUUUGGUGGUUCUUUACUUUUCUUUCUUCUGUCUUACAAAUCCAAUCGGAGAACAACGCAAUGAAGAGUGAAAAGGGUGUCCAGUGCCUGGCAGUAAGUAACACUCGGGCCGCCAUUGCCAGAUGGAAUCAAGCUGAACGAAAAUGGUGAAAUUGCACACACACAUUGUCCUGUGAGUGGAUUAUGGGCACAUUCCUAGUGUUCCUGCUUAUUGCUCCGGCGGAAAAGAUCCCCCCGUUUCGAUAGUGCCCGAUGACGGCGGGUGUUUCCCAACAGCGCAUCAGCCAUCUUCUUCCGAUAACGAUCACGCAUGUGAAUCCUUGGGUAGGAGAUGGAACAACAUUUUAUUUCCACCAUGCCUUUCGUUCCAUCUGCCCAUAUCGGCUACUGGCGAUCUUUAUGGAUAGUUUGAGCAAACUAACUGCUUCUUCCCUGGCCGAUAAAUAGCCGGUACUACCAGAGAAACAACGGAUGCUCCUGCACAUUCGUCCGGUAGGAAAUUCGCCUUUUGCAUCUUGCUUGGAAAAGUUUCUUAUUGCAAAUAUUCCACCACAUGGAGCUAAACAAACUAGAAAGAACGAAGAUCAAAUAAGCACCACGAUAAGCUUUUACCCGACGUUCGGUUGGGGACAUAAUUUUUACAAUCUUUUUUUUUAAACUUUACUCAAUAUCGUAUCGAAGACAACAACCUGCAGAUACGGGAUCCUAUAUACAUGUAUUAAUUCCUGCGAUAAAGUAAACGAAACACUUACGCGAUCUCAACGUAACGAAAUGGGAAAAGGAAAAACUUCUUCAAGUAAAGGAAAAAAAAUCGUUCCAUUGUGGUAAUAACGAUCCACCUUAAAAGCAACUGAUGGAACCACUUUGAUACAACACUCCGGAGCCCAACCCCAAGGAGACAAACAAGUAAUUUUCACAAGCUUCGGCUAUCAGCGAUGUUAACCGAGCGUGAAAGUAAAUACGGCAAAGGAGAGAGAGAGAGAAAUCAAGAAAGAAAAUUUAAGAAAAAAAUGUGUACACACUUACAACAGAAUUAAAUUUAAAGUAACAGGGAAACGAAGAAAAACAAAAGCAAAUGGAAUAAAAACAGCGGUACUAAAAAGAGGAGGUGAGAGAGAAAAAACGAACCGGGUGAACUAUUCUUGUAAUAAAAUGUAAAUAAGGAAAUGAACCAAAAUUGAGUUCCGAGUGUUGAGAAAAGCGGAAAACAAAAGCAAGGAAACAAAACCAAAACAAAGAGAAAAAGGAAGAAAAAAAAAACGAACAAUAUCAUACCUUCUUGCAAAACGUACUACAGGGCACGGUGGACUUAGGGAGAUGUUCCCAGAAGGAAGAAUUACAGUAUCGUGAAGCAACAGUUUACUUGUGCAAAAUGCAAAUUGCUUCCAAGAUGCACAACUCUUGAUAACUUGGGUAGUAAGGUGGUUGGGGUUUUUGGGAAAGGUUACCUUGAAGUAACCUACUAGGAAAAACGGCAUUCCUUUUUUUGUUAUUGUUAUCAGUUUUUGUUCCUUGUUUUGUUUUAAUGACAAUGGGAAAAGGGACUUACUGGACGAAUUUGUUGUAGCUGUAGUUUGUGAAAAUAAGAUGGGUGACUGAGAAAGUUUCAAUACUGAGCUGUUAACUUUGUGGCUUGUAAAAUUACUAAAAAAGUAUCAAACAAUUGUGCUGUAAAACAUUGAUACGAAGAUUCGGUUGUCUAAUAUUGGAAAUAUCGUUUCAUAUUAUUCGUAGCUGUUAUAUUAAGCAACUGUCGUUGCCGUAGACUCUCUUUUUCUAUAGUUUACUAAUGACAUAAAUAAUCAAAAGAGAACCUUGUUCCACUGGAUAAACUCUCUUUCGCUACGUAGAUUUGAACCCACACCGUCUUGCAUGUUACACUGUCCGUUAUCGUGUCGGCUAUAUGACCGGAACAUUUUAAUAUUGUUGACAGAGGUAAAAAAUGACAGAAUAGAAAUUCAUUCUUCCCAACCAAAUAUUUACCACAAACGUUUUUCGCAUUAUUGCUUCAUAUUAGAUCAGAUGGAAAAGUCUUCUAGGGUAUUUUAUGAUAUUUUUUGUAUAAAAGUAUUGUCUUAAGCUCUAUUGUGGAUAAAUCUUCACAAAAGGAAGUUUGUUCAGAAGCAAAGAUUGGAAUGCAGUUUUGUAUGAUAGUUACAUCCUCAGUCCCACAAUCUUCCACAACCACAUCAUGAGCUCUUCCUUAAAUCUUUUUAAAACUACCUCUUUAAUAUCCCAAUCAUAAUCCAAAGGAGUUAUGUGAACAGAAAGCUGUCAGUUCGUAGCAUCCACUUCAAAGUCUGAGAUGGAGAGCCUUUUCCAUCUUUCGCUUGAUAAUACUUAUUGAAUAUUGCUACUUUUAUCGAUAGCAGCAUAACACCGUUGCAUACGAUUCCACACGAACUAUAAUUUAUGUUUCUUCCUGCAGCAAUUCUAAUGAAUAGCUUCUGCUCCUUUCAAGUUCUUCGAGCAUACUAUCCACUCUGUUCGAUGGCGGAGAAAAAAAAAUCCAGUUUAAUCCCUCGAACCAUCAUUACAGUUCAAACGCAUUAGCAGCAAAAACAAAAUGCAUUCCUGCUCGAAAUCAAUAUGAUGCCCUACGGUUGGUAACUAGCAUAAAUCUAUCCACGACGCCCCUUGCCGCAUUGGCGCAUAACCCGUCGUCGGAGAAUACAGAAAAAAAGUAAUUGAAUUCAUCUUGAUCGACAUGAAGAAUGAUUGUCAAGUUCGCUUUAUGAAUUUCCAUCCACCUUUACGUUCGUUCGUGCGUUUCUGCCAUACGCGAGGGUUGGACGCAUUUUCUGCGUCCUCUUUUCUACUAUCAUCCCACUGGACGUAGACUUUGCGGGAUGAAAAUGGAUGGACGGACGGUAUCCCGUCAUCAUCUUGAGAGCCAGUUCGCCCGCAUAGAAAUUCAGUGGCUCAGGAAAGGGGAUUUACCUUCCGGCACAACCCUACACUUGUAAUCAGAUCGUAUGAUAGACAGCAUCGUGUCUGCUCUGCCUACAGGUGCUUACCGUUUUCCCUCUGCACACACACACACAAAGCCAAGGGGGGUUUAGGCAGAACCGGAUCACGACGUUUCUCCCUUGCAUUGGACGACGCGGGAAAACUCGACAAGGGAACACGCAUUCACCUGGCCCAUUGUAUGACGCAUCACUCCUGCCUUCCCCCAUCAUUUCAUAUCUUGCUCUCGAUCGAAACUCUUUCACAACCGCUUUUGAUUGACGUUUCUCGAAUGGGAGGAGACAUCUUUGCACGCAUUGAACGCGUUUCCGAUGCUUGGGUUGGAAGGGAAGGAAACAGGAUUUUCCCUCCAUUCGAUUAGGCAUCAUCGCGGUGCUCUAAAUCGUGGCCAUUGAUUACAGGUUUGUCGUGUUGCGAUUGUAGCAAAAUAGUAAGCAAAUCUAAACAGUUUGAUAAUAAUUUAAAAUGUUUAUUAGUGAUCUUUAAAAAAACAUUGAAAUAUUUUAUAUUACGUAGCCUUCUACUAAAUAAAGUGGAA